UUUAAGAUUGAGAACAAGUGACCAAACAAAAUUCUUCUUCUACAUGACAUGUUACAUGGUAUAGUUCGUUCCUGUCACCCCCUUUUUCACCUAAACCGCAGCAGCAGCAGCUUCAGAAUUCCACCAUCAAAAUCACUUUCCAACCUUUCUUCAUCUUCAACCCAUCAAUAUCCAAUGGUGUCUCUUCUUGUUGCAACAACAAUCGACCCGGCUUCAAUCAACCCAGCCAAUGCGCUGUUAGCAUUGCCAGGCUGGCAACCCGGACCCCAUUUUCAGGAUGAUAUGAAGAGUUUUGUGAAUCAAGGGUUGAGGGUUUUGCUUCAUGGGAAGAGUAUAGUGGUAGAAGAUUAUUUGGAUGAAAGGUGGGAAAAAGUUACUGGAGAGGUUGUUGAUGAAGUUAUCUUCUUAAGCAAACACACUGCUGCUUCUAAUAAACCUGCCCUCACUGUUCAUCCUAUUGGAGUUCCUCAUUUGCGUCAAGGUGACGUUCCACCUCAAGGUGGGAAACCAGGAUGGGCAGCACUGCCAAAUCCUAGGAUUGGACCUUGGAUUCGCCUUUUGAAAAAUAUUGCUCAGGCUCAUAAUCUAGUCCCUGAGUUUGAGAUUACUUUGGAGGCCACUCAUCAUGGACCUUUGACAAAUAAGCCAACCAUGUUUCUGGAGAUUGGUAGUACUGAAGACUAUUGGAAGAGACAAGACGCUGCUCAAGUUAUGGCUCAGUUAGUUUGGGAAGGACUUGGACUUGGAGGAGGGACUGAUGUUGGGAACUGGAGCAGGGCGAAUGAUAAGAAGAAAGUCCUUCUUGGGAUAGGCGGUGGACAUUAUGUGCCUAGGCAUAUGGAUGUAAUAAUGAAAGAUGAUGUUUGGGCCGGUCACCUACUUUCGGGAUAUUCAGUGCCAAUGGAAGAUCCAAAAGGAGAAACAAAUGUGGAGAUUGGAGGAACUUGGAAACAGUCUAUAAAAGCUGCAUAUGAGGCAACUAAAUCUGCUUUUCCUGGUGGCGAAAUUCUUGCACAUCUUGACCAAAAGAGCUUCAAAGGGUGGCAGAAGAAUGCCAUAACAGGAUUCCUUGCAGAGCAGAAUAUUAAAAUUGGAAAGCCGAAUAACUUCUAUUGAGUAUUGAUUUUAGAGGAUGAUAUCGUGAAUACUGAAUACGCAGAUUGCAGACAGAGGCAGACUGAGAUUUUUUGUAGACCAGAAUAGCACUAAAGUGAUUUUGUUAUGCAGUAAUUUAAAGAUGAUUUUUAAGAAAAACACAAGUUAUUUUGGUUUAAUUACAAUUAGAAAAAGUGAUUUUGUAUUUCUCUUUAUUAUAAAUAAUUUAGAGGUGUGGUAGAAUUUGGAGAAUUAUACUCUAGAUCAAUGUUGAAAAAUGUAUGACAGAUUAAUAUGAA
Messenger RNA from Vicia villosa (hairy vetch), 1394 nucleotides. RefSeq names its product D-aminoacyl-tRNA deacylase. Gene Ontology annotation, molecular function: D-aminoacyl-tRNA deacylase activity. The record is from RefSeq and is a predicted model, not a curated record. The coding region runs from base 49 to 1116 and encodes 355 amino acids. Lineage: Eukaryota; Viridiplantae; Streptophyta; Magnoliopsida; Fabales; Fabaceae. The transcript is spliced from 9 exons.